GUCCAUACAGUGGAGGGAUUUAAGCCCGUUGAGCCCUACGGUGACCAACCUUAGUAAAGUGCAUUUGUUCUUAAAACAUGAGCUUAAAAAGAACUUUGAAAUCUCUUCUAUCGUGACAUUUUCCCCGUAGCAAAGAGAACCUGUUUGUAGUGCGACAAGCAGAUGAACACUGUUUGCCUCUGGCCUUCCACAUUAUCCUCUCCACAAACCAAAAUAAACCUGCAGAGGCCAAACUGCAGCUCCACACAGUGUGUGUGUGUGUGUGUGGCUGUCGACUUUGUUUGUCGAUAUCUUUACCUGCCUGAACACAAAAGCACGGUUCCACCUGGUCGACUUGCCUCUGCAGACAGGGUCAUAUUACCCGGGGCUGGUUUAACGGCUGCACCAGCCCUUAUCUGCUGCUGUGAGCGUAGCGCCAUGAAUCACAGCGGCAAACAGACGCCUCACGGGUGACGGGUGCGGCUCAAUUAAGGCUUUAACUAGGCCUGUGUCCAUUGUUUUAAUGUCUCAGUAUUACCCAUGAUGCAAUUAUUACACAAUUAUCUUCACAAGGCAUCAAAUCCUUUACAUCUUACAAGCAAUACUAUUCUGAUAUUUAGAGGUUUUGGAUGUAAUGUGUUAACAAUCAGUUUGUGGUACGUUGUUGUUUAAUGGUGGAAAUUAACUUACUAAAAAAAAAAAAGAGAAUGAUCAAAAGUUUGAUGAUUGUCGCCAUCUGGUUGCUACUUUAAGUACUUCUUCCAGGGGAAAAGUCCACCGCUUCUUUUCGGUACCACGUGUUCAUAUUUUAGGUACUUUGAGGCCAUUAGCGCCGCCCUCCUCGUGGUCACGUGUCUCUCUCUCUCGCUCUAAAUGAUGAUCGAGAUUCACCUCAGCUGCGCCUCUCCGCGUUCACUCGGAGCUGCUGCCGAAGAGGAGGAAGAAGAAGAGGAAGAAGAAGAGACCCGCGACUUCACCACGUACAGGAAGGAGAGCUUUGUUUACCUCCGUUCAGACGUCUGCGCACCGUGAUGAUGAUGAUGACGAUGACGAUGAUGGCCCAUCCUUCCAUUUGAACACGCGCGUUGGAGCGGGGCGGUGCAGGGUCCCUUUUUUUCGGGGGUGGGGGGGUCGUCGUUUCUUCCUGAUUGUUUUAAAACCCCGCAGAGAUCUGAGCCGUGUCGUGUUCUGAAGAAGAAGGAAAUAAUAACUGGGCACUAGAAGAUGCCGCUGGGCAGAGCGGCCGAUGCUCCCCGGGUGGGACCAUGAGAGGAGGCGGCAUGGACCUGCUGUGGAGGAUCUUCGCAGCGCUCCGAUUCGACUGCUGUAAAGACUCAUCGUCGUCCAAGUCGCCCACCAAGCAGAGCUGCAGCCAGGCCGGCAGCCUGGAGAGCAGCUCCCUGACCGGCUCGGCGUCGCUGGGCCCCGACCUGCCGCACUGCCAGGGCUGCAUCACCUACGAGGCCCGCCUGAAGCGCCUCUCCUGCGGACACCUCUACUGCGACGCCUGCUGCGACCAGAUCGUCAACCUGGCCUUCGAAGACAUCGAGGGGCUGUCCGACUACCCGUGCCCCACCUGCAAGUCCAUCCGGCAGCUGGGAGGCCUCGGCCCGUCCGCCUCCGGGUACUUCUACGGACCCGACGGCCUCCUGCAGCAGGAGCCGGGCGCGGGGAAGGGGCCCGGGAGUCGGUGGGGGUGAAGAGGGGGACUCUCGCGGUCACUGCCGAGGAAGCCACGUGGUGACGUGAAGUGUACUUUUACCGUGUCUCUCGUGCUCUGUCGUCCGUGGUUACCAGGUGUAAACGUGGUGCGUGAGACUCUCACCCGGGAGUUUAGAAGGGGCCAAAAUGCAUCUCAGUACGCGAUAAACCCGCUUGUCAUCGUAACACAUUGUGGUUCAUUUUUCUUUCCAGAAAAAUGUAAAAUGUCAUGUAUUGUAUGUACAGCGUGCAGGUUUUCUGCCUACUUUGUGUAAAAAGCUGAGUGGUAUUCUACGUAACAUGAUGCUGGGAGAGCUUCACCGCGCUACCUGUGCAGUAUAUAUAUAUUUUAUAUAUAUAAGUAUUAAGCGUUUUUGCACAUGAAUUGUCAAAGGUCGUUUUAUUCUUGUCACGCGAGGCGGUCGGGUUUUAAAUGACAUGUAGUGUAAUGCUGCUUUUUAAGUGUCCCAGGUCAUAUGUACAUAUUUAUUUUGUUAGAAAAUAAAGUUUGAGCUGUGUGA
Molecule: messenger RNA, 2201 nt
Organism: Gasterosteus aculeatus aculeatus (three-spined stickleback)
Lineage: Eukaryota; Metazoa; Chordata; Actinopteri; Perciformes; Gasterosteidae
Source: RefSeq, a predicted model, not a curated record